Messenger RNA from Caenorhabditis elegans, 5901 nucleotides. It is a transcript of the gene lam-1, whose product is annotated as Laminin subunit beta-1. Gene Ontology annotation, biological process: basement membrane organization. Bases 1 to 5373 code for a protein of 1790 amino acids. NCBI's taxonomy places the organism in Eukaryota, Metazoa, Nematoda, Chromadorea, Rhabditida, Rhabditidae. The transcript is spliced from 11 exons. Gene Ontology annotation, cellular component: protein-containing complex; basement membrane. The record is from RefSeq and is marked reviewed.
AUGUUGCGGCCGCCGUUUUGGCUUGGGCUCUUGCUCUCGCUGCUUCUAGUCUUCAUUGAAGCCCAACACCCACUACAACAGAAUGAGGAUAGAUGCCAAGACCGUUCAUGCUACCCAAUUACCGGAAAUUUGUUGAUCGGAAGAAAAAGUCAGCUGAAAGCCACGUCGACAUGCGGAUCCCAAGGACGUCAACGUUUCUGUAUUGUUUCCCAUUUGGAAGAACAAACGAAAUGUUUUUAUUGUGACUCUCGUACCGAAUGGAAGCCACAACGGGAACCCUACCGAUUGAGUCAUCGAAUCGAAAACGUUGUCACCGAAGUUAUGGAUGACAAGAAUCGUAAUUGGUAUCAAUCUGAAAAUGGUGCCCAAAAUGUUUCAAUCAGUUUUGAUCUUGAAGCAGAAUUCCAUUUCACUCAUCUUAUCAUGACAUUCAAAUCAUUCCGUCCAGCUGCAAUGAUCAUCGAAAGAUCCGCAGAUUUUGGAAAGACUUGGCAAGUCUACAGAUAUUUCGCCUACGACUGUGAUAGCAGUUUCCCUGGAAUUCCUGAAGGACCACCAAAGAAGCAUACAGAUGUUAUUUGUACUUCACAAUAUUCUGAUGUUGCACCAUCAACUGGAGGAGAAAUUGUCUAUAAAGUCAUUUCACCACAUAUUGUCACAGAGAAUCCAUAUGCUGAUGAGAUUUCUACUUUGUUGAAGAUCACCAAUUUGAGAUUUAAUUUCACCAAAUUGCACACUCUUGGAGAUGAUUUGUUGGAUUAUAGACCAGAAAUCGACGAGAAAUAUUACUACGCCAUCUACGAAAUUGUCGUUCGUGGAUCGUGCUCCUGCUAUGGACACGCUUCCAGAUGUAUUCCAAUUGAUCCCCACGUGAGCCCGAAUACUGUAAUGGAACGUGCAGAUAUUGUGCACGGACGGUGCGAAUGUAUGCACAAUACGGAAGGAUUGAAUUGUGAAAAAUGCAAAGCUUUCUAUAAUGAUCUUCCAUGGAGACCAGCAAUUGGAGAUGAAAAGAAUGAAUGUAGACAGUGUAAUUGUAAUCGACAUGCGUUGAGAUGCCAUUUUGAUAGAGCUGUCUAUGAGUCUAGUGGAUUUGUUUCCGGAGGAGUGUGUGAUGAUUGUAUGCAUAAUACACAAGGAAAGAACUGUGAACAGUGUAAACCAUUCUUUUAUCGUGAUCCACGAAGAACCAUUGAUGAUCCACAUGUGUGUCUGCCAUGCGAAUGUGAUAAGGCUGGAUCACAAAAUAAGGGAAUUUGCGAAGGAGAAGAAGAUGCUGAACGUGGCCUUGUUGCCGGAAAAUGCUACUGUAAAACCAACGUCGACGGAAAUCGCUGUGACCGUUGUAAGAAUGGAUACUGGAAUCUCACUGAAACAAAUGUUGAUGGAUGUGUUGCUUGCACGUGCAAUCUUCUCGGAACUUAUAAUAAUGAAGGAUGUGAUAAGUACACUGGAAUGUGUACUUGUAAGAGACUUGUCACUGGUGAGAACUGUGAUCAAUGUCUGCCAGAACACUAUGGACUAUCGGAGCAUGUUGAUGGAUGCAAGGCUUGUGAUUGUGAUAUUGGAGGUUCUUAUGAUAACACUUGUGAGAUUACAACUGGACAGUGCAAGUGUAGAGAAGGAUUCAGUGGAAGAAGAUGCGAAACCGCCGAUUCUUCAUUCUAUUGUGCCGACAUUACUCAUUACGUCUAUGAAGCUGAAUACGCUAACCUCACCCGUGGAGAAGUGAAAACUCGUGAAUGGCCAUCCCAGCCACAUGAACAAACAUUUACUGGAGAAGGAUUUGCUCAAGCUGUUGAGGGAACAAUUAUCACUGUUAACCCAAUCGUUGAGGUCUCUCAAAAGUACAAUGUUAUUAUUCGUCAUGACGGAGCCCGUGAUCCCGUUGGAUGGGAGAAUAUUCAAAUUACUGUAGUGAGACCGGAAGCUGAAGGAGAUGGAUCAUGCUCUGAUGCUCCACCAUCUGAUGAUUUCUUGAUUGCAAGAAUCUAUCCAGGAUCUAGAUAUAUUGAAGUUCAACCGGCUAUCUGUCUUGAAGCAGGUGUACAAUAUGAAUUGAGAAUUCAGUUUAAUGAGAAACGAGGCAAUUCUCAUCCCCAAGAACGUGCUGCUGCAAACAUCCUUAUCGAUUCGAUCCUCUUGGCUCCACCAACCUCUGAACUUCAUAUUUUCCAAGGAUCCGCUAGAGCUGAACAACAUUUGACCGAAUACAAUCGUUAUCAAUGUAGACAUCUUGCUCUUUCACUUUCACUAUUCAAGGAUCAAAGAAACGAAGUUUGUGAGAGAUAUGUGUGCCCAAUUGCUGCAGCUCUUCUAAACAAGACAAGUGAAUGUAAUUGUGAUGCAACUGGUUCUGUAUCAGGAAUCUGUAAUGUUCAAGGAGGACAAUGUGAGUGUAAACCAAAUGUUGUUGGAAGAAGAUGUGAUCAAUGUGCAAUCGGAACAUAUGGAUUCGGACCAUCUGGAUGUAAAAAGUGUGAUUGUGAUGCUGUUGGUUCCCUUGGAAAUGAUUGUGACAAGCAAUCUGGUCAAUGUGUAUGCAGAGAGAAGGGUAUCUACGGAAGACAGUGUAAUCAGUGUCAACCUGGAUUCUGGGGAUUCCCAGAAUGCCGUACUUGCCAAUGUAAUGAUCAUGCUAACAUUUGUGAUCAAUCCUCUGGUGCUUGUAUUGAAUGUCGUGACCUUACUACUGGACACUAUUGUGAUAGAUGCCAAGAUGGUUAUUAUGGAGAUCCAAGACUCGGAGUCGGUAUUCCAUGUAAGCCGUGCCCAUGCCCAGGAGGACCUACAAGUGGAUACCAACACGCUGAUACUUGUUAUCUCAGAAAUUCUGGCAACAAUACUCAGGAUAUUGUUUGUAACUGCAAAUCCGGAUAUCAAGGAGAACGAUGCGGUGAAUGCGCCCAGAAUCAUUGGGGAUCGCCACGUGAAGUCGGAGGAACUUGUGAACGAUGUGAUUGUAAUGGAAACAUUGAUAUGGCAAUGGAAGGAAGUUGUGAUGCAGCAACCGGCGAAUGUCUCAAAUGUCUUCAUCAUACCGAAGGAGCUCAGUGUGAGCACUGUGUUGAUGGAUAUUAUGGUGAUGCAAAGUUGAAGACUUGUCAAAGAUGUGUAUGCAAUGAGCUCGGAACCAACUCAACAAAGGGAGCAUGUGAUCGUGUUUCUGGUCAAUGUCCAUGUCAUGACAACAUUAUUGGAAUGCAAUGUGACCAAUGCGCUGAGAAUCAUUUCAAUCUUGCCAGCGGUGCCGGUUGUGAGGCUUGUGGAUGUGAUUCAAAUGGAGUUGUUCUGAACCAUGAGGGUGUUCCACAUCUUCAAUGCAACAUUUUUGAUGGUCAAUGUCAAUGUAAACCAGGUCGUGGCGGAAGAAAGUGUGAUCAAUGCGAAGAUCUCUACUGGGGAGAUCCGACUACACCAGAUGGAUGUCACAGAUGCGAGUGUAAUCCAACUGGAUCGAAGAGUCUUCAGUGUCACAGAAACAAUGGAACAUGUGAAUGCCAGGCUGGAAGCGGAGGAGCACUUUGUAAUGAAUGUGCCAGAGGAUACACUGGACAAUGGCCAUACUGUAAUCCAUGUGGAGAGUGCUUCCAUCAAUGGGAUAAUAUUAUGCAGAAGCUUCAGAAGCAAGUGCAUGCUCUCAUUGAUACUGCUAAUAAUAUUGAGGAUACUGGAGUUGCUUCAGCUUAUGAUGCAGACUUUGAGAAGAUGGAGGAAACACUUAAAGAGACUAAAAAGGCUUUGUCUGAUGCUAAUAUUUCAAAGGAAGAUAUUGAGGAAAUGAGCAAGAAAUUGGCUCUUUUGAAGAAGCAAGUUAUUGCUGGAAGAGAAAAGUUGGGAGCCAUUGAAACGAGAAUUUCAAAUAUAACUCAAGCAGUUGACUUUGCUCAGAAGGAUUUGGAGCACUUGCAGAAGGAGGUUGAUAAGGUUACAAAGGCAACGAUUGAAUUGGAAGAUAAGGCUAGCAAGAUCAAGGAAGCAGAUGUACUUGGAGCAUUUAAUAUUACAAGAGAAUCAGCAUCCAAAUCUCUGGAUGCACAACGAAGAACUGAUGCAGCUAUUGGAAAACUUGCAGCUGCAGAGAAUCAGGCUCUCCGUGCCAGUGAGCUCUUGGAGAAAAAUAAAAAUGACUUUGAGAAGCAAUAUGUUGAGAAUGAAGAAGCUCUCAACGAAGCUGAAACCCUUCUUGGAGGUCUUGAAUCUGUUCUUCCAAAACUCAAUGAACAAGUUUGUGGAGCUUCAAGUGCACCUUGCGAUGCUCUUUGUGGAGGUCCAGGUUCCUGUGGAUUCUGUGGUGGUCAGUCAUGUAUGGAAGGAGCUGUGAGCAAAGCAAAUCAAGCGAAGAGCUUUGCAACUGAAGCAGAUACUAGAUUAGAUGAGAAGCAAAAGGAAGCAGAAGAAGUAUUGAGUAUUGUUAGAGAUGUGCUCACAGAGACUACAAAGGCAAAGGCAAAGGCUGAAAAGGCUUAUGAAGUUGCAAAGAAUACUGCACAAAGAGCAAAUAGCUCGAGAGCUGAACUUGAUAAAAUUGCUGAAGAGAUCGGAGAGUUCUUGACUGCCCAGAAGAGUUCACCAGAACAAAUCCGCAAUUUGGCAGAGGAAGUUCUUGGCAAGGAAAUCAGUUUGACGCCAGAUCAGAUUACUGACUUGACAGGAAAGAUCAAGGAAUCACUGGCAAAGAUCAAUAACAUCGAUGAGAUUCUGAAUGAGACAAGAGGAAACAAGAGUAUUGCAGCUAAUCUGGAAUCGAGAGCCGUAAAAGCGAACAAAGAAGCUGAACUCCUUCAAAAGGCAAUGGAAGAGAUUCGCGAGGCACUUCAACUGGCAGAUCAAGCCUACAACAACGUAACUUCCGUACUUGAGGAGAUCGACACAAUGCAAGUACAAGCCCGUGAGCUCAUCGACAAGGCUCGUAACUCUACAGAAGCCGUCGAGGGGAAGGCACAAGCUGCCAACACGACACUUGCCGAGUUGGAAGGUGUGAUGAGUGGAGUCAAGGUUGAAUAUCUCCAGAUUUCGGAAUCUGCAAAGAAUGCGUUGACUACGGUUGAUGCCGCGUUGGCAGCUGCUACAAAUGCUGAGCAGAAGAACAAACAAAUUCAGACCGAUCUUGAGCGUGCCACGGAGCUUCUCGAAAAACGAAUGGAAGGAAAUGUUGCUCCACAACAGAGAGCUGAAAAGCUAAGAGAAAGAGCUGCCAAGCUGCUCUAUCAGGCUCAGAGACACAACGAUGAUAUUGACAAUUUAUCAAAGGACUCAACCGAAAUGCGAUUGGACGACUACGAGACGAUUCUGGCUGAUUUGAAUUCCCGACUGGAACGAGUGACACGUGACAUUCAUGAGAAGACCGACUUCCAUGCCACGUGUGGAUAAAUUAUGCUUUAAUUUUAGGAGUUUUUUUAUUCUAUUGAAGCUCUAAAACUGCCAGACUUUCAUCUUUAAUCAAAUAAUACUGUAUGAAAGUCAACAAUUGCUCGUAAAGUGUGGUAUAUUAUUAACUCGGUGAAACUCGGAUAGACAAUAUUUACAUCAUAUUUUACGAGCAAUUUUUCUAAUUUUGAAAUUUCGCCUUCUUCCAUCCCGCUUUUUGAAAACGGUUGUUGUCUCUUUAUUAUUAUUUUUCAAUUUCAAGUUUUCGCUUCCAAUAUAUUUCUUUCAAUUACGAAAAUUGAUUUUUGUUUGUUUUCUUCCUUAUCACCCAAUACUCUACACCAUUUGUUUAAUCUUUUUCAGUUCAAAUCCCUCCCUUUUUUCCUAAUAAUUUAUAUUUGCUUUUUUCCCCAAUCACCAUCACCACACCUUGCUUAACUAUUUAUGCAUCUCAGACACAGUUUAAUUGUUUUUGCGUUUUUAUCUUUCUAUUUUAAAAAUUCUGGAUUAUAAAUCUAUCAAUUUCAAUUU